AUGCCAGUCUUUGACAAGUCUAUCAUCUCUCCCGGCGCCACCGUCCUGGUGACUGGCGUGAACGGCUUCGUCGGCUCCCAUGUCGCCGACCAGCUUCUGGAUUACGGCUACCGAGUCCGCGGAUCGGUCAGAGACGUCCAGAAGGCAGCUUGGCUUGCAGAGUUGUUCGAACAAAAAUACGGCUCGGGCAGAUUUGAGCUAUUUCCUGUAAAGGACAUGGUUCUGGAGGGUGCUUUCGAUGAGGCCGUCAAAGGCGUCUCUGGCGUGGCUCAUGUGGCAGCUGUUAUGACCAUGGAUGCCGACGUGGAGACGGUGAUGAAUACCACAGUCACUGGCACGCUCAAUGCGCUGAAAUCUGCGGCAAAAGAGCCGAGCGUAAAGCGGGUUGUCUUGACGUCUUCUUCUGUGGUUGUCAGGGACAUGGGCUCGUACGUCCCCGAAAGACCGGUGGCAGUGAACGAGUACAACGAUGGAGCUCUUGAGCUUGUGCGAGACAUGCCGGUUUCAUGGACGGAUCGACAGAAAGGCCAUGUUGUCUACACGGCCUCGAAAGUGCUCAGUGAGAAGAAGGCUUGGGAAUGGAUGAAGGAGCACAAGCCGCACUUUGGUUUGAACACGGUGAUCCCUCCUAUGAUACUGGGUCGCUCCUUGAGCGUAGAGAAGCAAGGUCAUCCGGGUUCUUCAGGGCUUCCAGUCAGUGUCUUCUUGGGUAAGCUCGCCGGGUUGGAGUUCAUGUCUCAAUUCUACUUUGUCAACGUUCAAGACGUCGGUCUGCUCCACGUUGCAGGCCUGGUCCAUCCUGACGUCGACGGUGAGCGCAUGUUCGCGUAUGCUGGCACAUACACUUUCAACGACUGGCUAGGGUUGUUCAGAAAGUUCGCUCCGGACAAGACAUUCCCGGACGACAUGCCUGGCUUGGAUCGCAGCUUCAGCCGUAUUGAGGGGAGAGAUAGAUCGGAAGCGUUGCUGAAGGAUUUGGGGAGAUCGGGGUUCACGGGACUGGAGGAGACGCUGAGGGCGAAUGUGGAAGAGCUUGUGUAA
Messenger RNA from Lasiodiplodia theobromae, 1041 nucleotides. Its product is annotated as Aldehyde reductase. The record is from RefSeq and is a predicted model, not a curated record. Gene Ontology annotation, molecular function: oxidoreductase activity, acting on the CH-OH group of donors, NAD or NADP as acceptor. Bases 1 to 1041 code for a protein of 346 amino acids. The transcript has 4 exons. NCBI's taxonomy places the organism in Eukaryota, Fungi, Ascomycota, Dothideomycetes, Botryosphaeriales, Botryosphaeriaceae.